AUGGCAUCACAUGAUCCCGACCCCAGACCGUUCAAGUGCGAGACCUGCGGCAAGGGCUUCCACCGGCUCGAGCACAAGCGGCGCCACAUUCGCACGCACACCGGCGAGAAACCCCACCGCUGCAAUUUCCCCGGCUGCGUCAAGCGCUUCAGCAGAAGCGACGAACUCAAAAGACAUCUUCGCACUCACGUGAGCACCUCGCGGCGCAAGAGCAGAAACCGUUCGGGCUCCAGCUGUGCGUCUGACCACCCGGUCGUGGUCCACCAGCUGCCACUCAUCCAGGCCCCCACGGCCUCGCUGCCACGUUUGCAUCCGCUCUGUGUCGGCCCCAUGACGCCCAUGGCUUCUCUCAGCUCUGCAGCUUCCCUGGCAACAACCUUUGCAUAUCCUUCGCCAGCGCUCGCAGUUCCUAAUGCCACCAAUCCGAUGUCCAUAUCGCCUGCGGGAUCCCCCGCCAUUUCGCCUGCUAUGUCUCCGAUGGUGUCGCCAGUCACGUCCCCGAGCUUUGCUACCUCAUCGUCCUCGUCCUCGCAUAUGCUACAACCUGGAAGUCACUCGUUUCUGUCCUCCAAGGCGUCGUUGACAAGCUCCGUUUUUUCCAACUCUGGCUCUGGCAUGGGGACCCCUCUAGCUUCGUCCCCAGAUAUUAGGUCUCAAAAGCCCAGCACACUUAUCCUGCCAUCGUUGCCAACCGCCGCCAAUUCGGGCUCUAUGGCGAGCGGCAUCUCGUUGGAUUCUGCCGUGCUUGAGGGAUCUCUCAAUCUACCCACGGCACGGCCCCAUAUUAAAGGACGCAAUUCUCAGCGUGCCAAGUUCCAGUUGACGGAUGACGAUGACAGUGAUACCAGCCAACAGAAUGAAGUUCGCUUGCCGCCACUACGCUGCAUGCUAGACAAUAUACAGUCGUUCCAAGAGCGCUAA
Molecule: messenger RNA, 921 nt
Organism: Lachancea nothofagi CBS 11611
Lineage: Eukaryota; Fungi; Ascomycota; Saccharomycetes; Saccharomycetales; Saccharomycetaceae
Source: the annotation of a GenBank genome assembly